This is a messenger RNA of Neurospora hispaniola, 1977 nucleotides long. Its product is annotated as major facilitator superfamily-domain-containing protein. NCBI's taxonomy places the organism in Eukaryota, Fungi, Ascomycota, Sordariomycetes, Sordariales, Sordariaceae. Gene Ontology annotation, cellular component: membrane. Gene Ontology annotation, biological process: transmembrane transport. Bases 1 to 1977 code for a protein of 658 amino acids. The transcript has 3 exons. The record is from RefSeq and is a predicted model, not a curated record. Gene Ontology annotation, molecular function: transmembrane transporter activity.
AUGUCAACAAGUGACCGAUACACAAAACCACGGGCGGCCACUAUGGCUCAAAGAAAACAUGAAACCAUCGCCCCGUCGGCCGGGAUCCCGCCACCACAGAGAAAGCGCACUGGACUGAGCCUUAUCCACGAGGUCGUGCUCGUCUUUGUUCUAUGCCUCGCUCAGUUCCUCUCCCUGGCUGCAAUGAACCAGACUGUUGCUCCCAUGCUCAUCCUUGCCAAGUACUUUGACAUCCAUGACUAUGGAAACCUCAGCUGGUUCUCGGCAGCGUAUAGCAUGACUGUCGGGACUUUUAUGCUUCCUUCUGGACGACUCGGUGAUAUACACGGCCACAAGCUCAUCGUGAUGAUAGGCUGGGCCUGGUUCAGUCUCUGGUCUCUAGUCUGCGGCUCAUGCGGCCCUACCAAUCUAAUAUGGUUCAGCACUUGCCGAGCUUUUCAGGGUAUGGGUCCAGCAUUGAUCAUCCCCAAUGCUUUAGCCAUCAUCGGACGGACGCUCUCCAUCGGACUGAAACGGAACCUCGCUUUUGCGUGCUUUGGAGCAGCAGGGCCAUCAGGAGCCGCGGCGGGCGCCAUUCUCUCCUCGCUUGUAGCCCAGAAACUCUCGUGGCACUGGUGCUUCUGGUUCCUGUCCAUGACCUGCGCCGUGUUGGUCAUGAUGUCGUGGUUCAUCAUUCCUCUGCCUUCUUCCGAGUCCCCUUCUGCCCGCAGCAGUGCAGAACUGACCACCUCCAUGGUGGCGGGGCGAGACCUUGAUCACAACACCAAGGCAGAAACCGAAGGCAGCCAACAACGACAAGAGCCCACCUUCGACACACUCGGUGCCAUCACCGGUGUCACCGGCCUAGUCUUGGUCAACCUCGCCCUGAACCAAGCGCCUCUCGUCGGCUGGCACAUUCCUUACAUCCGCGCCCUCCUCGUCCUCGGCCUUCUCUCCCUCCUCGCUUUCGUCUGCGUCGAGCGGCGCUUCGCCACUCACCCCAUCGUCCCUCUCCGCGGCGGCAGCGGUCUCCAGCCCCACGCCGCCUUCGUCCUCGCCAUCGUCUUCACCGGCUGGUCCUCCCACGGCAUCUGGGUAUAUUACCUCUACAUCUUUCUCGAGCACCUACGCGGGCACUCAGCCCUCUUCACCUCGUUCGAGACCUCCCCCGUCGCGGCCACAGGGAUCUUCUUUGCCUUGUUAACCGUCUACCUCUUACGGCGAGGCGUGUCCGUUUCGCUCAUCAUGUUCAUCGCCAUGUUCUUUUUCUUCCUGGGGACCUUACUCUUGGCGCUGACGCCACUGCAUCAGACCUACUGGGCCAAUACCUUUGUCGCCGUGUUGCUCAUGCCGGGCGCUAUGAACCUGAGUUUUCCAGCGGCGACUAUCCUGUUGAGUGAGCAGCUGCCGAGGGAGAAGCAGGGGAUGGCGGCGAGUUUGGUGGCUACCGUGGUCAAUUAUAGUAUUAGCUGCGGGUUGGGGCUGGCGGGGAGUAUCCAUAAGCAUGCGCUGGUGAAAGCCGGGGAUCGCGCGGGGGUGGAGAGAAACGGGAGGAAACCCGGGCCGGCGUUGAGCGAGACGAGUGAGGUGAGGAGGAGGAGAAGCAGUGGGGAAAGGAUGAAGGGUCGUGGAGAAGGAGGGGACAAGGAACAAAAAAGGGGACAGCAGAAGGAAUUGACAACGGCAAGUCAGGAUCUGGAGGUGGGAGUGGUGCACACCACGCGGGCAACUGGAAGCACGAAAAGUGGAAGUAAGAAGAAGAAGCUGUCGCGGAAGGGGUCGGCUGCGACUACGGUGAGGACCAAGAAUGAAGGCUCUGGGGCGGUGGUGGAGGGAGAGAAGGGGAGAAGUACAAUGCGGGUUCAUGAGGAGGUGAAGAGUGUUUUGAAGACGGUGGACUUGGGGUUUCAACCGCCGUCGGGGGAAGCUGUGAGGAAGAAGAGCGGGAGAGGACAUGGAAACUCGACGCAAUCGACAGGGAGGAAUCAAAAUGGAUGA